Molecule: messenger RNA, 516 nt
Organism: Leptosia nina
Lineage: Eukaryota; Metazoa; Arthropoda; Insecta; Lepidoptera; Pieridae
Source: the annotation of a GenBank genome assembly
AUGUGCAAGCUGCAGUUGUCAUUAGCAAUUAUAAAACCACAUGCAGUGAAAAAUCCCGUUGCGCUUUCAUACAUCAGAAAUGUUAUAAAAAAUAAGUUCGUUGUGGUGAAAACAAAAAGAGUUACUUUGGACCAGGAAACUGCUGGUAACUUUUACAUAGAACACGAAGAGAAAUUUUUCUUUAACAGGCUCGUCACUUUUAUGUCCAGUGGCUACAUAGAUUUACAUGUACUUGGGCACAGAAACGCAAUUCAGUUGUGGAGGACAAUGCUAGGUCCUACUAAAGUGUUCAAAGCACAAUUUGAAGAUCCAUACUCUUUAAGGGGCAUGUUUGGUCUCUCAGACACAAGGAAUGUAGCACAUGGAUCAGAUUCGAUAGCAUCAGCGGAAAGGGAAAUAAAAUUUUUCUUCCCAGACUUCUCUUUCUAUGAAUGGCACACAAACACUGAACAGCUAUAUAGAAAGGGUCCCAUUAUAUUCAAUAAACAUUUGUUUCAACAUGUAAGGAAAUUGUAG